This is a messenger RNA of Cheilinus undulatus (humphead wrasse), 4778 nucleotides long. RefSeq lists its product as uncharacterized. The transcript has 4 exons. The record is from RefSeq and is a predicted model, not a curated record. NCBI's taxonomy places the organism in Eukaryota, Metazoa, Chordata, Actinopteri, Labriformes, Labridae. The coding region runs from base 438 to 3086 and encodes 882 amino acids.
GACAACAGAGCCAGGCUGCUGCAGCAGGAGGAAGGACGGCCCUGCUUCACUCACCGAGCUGAACAUGUUAGCUCAGAGGGCUAACAGGGCUAACUGCUGAUCUGAUGCACAUGCGCUGAUAUUAAUGCAGGUCUUGCAGGAGAAAGAAACCAUGCACGGGGCUGUUUUUAGGUCAGAGGGGGGACAGGAGCAGGUAUGGGGGGCAGGGAGCCUCCAGGCCGCUGGGGGCAGCAGAGCAGCAGCGGCAGCUUCACUCUGUUGUGUUGAAGAAUGAGCGAAGACCUCCGAGCAGCUCCAGCCAACACAGAUAAACUUUAUCAUUUCAGCUCCACAGAUUCACUCAUGACGCAGUAAAACUGACACGAUGACGUCAGAACGCACGGCUCAUCUCUGACGUUAGUUUCUGGAUGUGAGGGCGGGAAAAAUCUCCGUGAAGGAUGCUCUCGGUGCUUCAGAUGAUCCUGGAGAGCGACGGGAUGAUGGAGGAGGAGGAGGAGGAGAGGUGCAGGGAGGUGGGCUGUCAGUGGGAGAGUCCAGAGGAGGAGGUGAAGAAGGAGGUGGGCUGUCAAUGGGAGAGUCCAGAGGAGGAGGUGAAGAAAGAGGUGGGCUGUCAGAUGGACUCACCGGAGAGGAGGGACGCCGCCGUCCAGGUCGACCUGCUGACUCAGCAGCUGUGUGGCGUGGCGUGGAGGUGCUUCUCCGUCAGAGCCGAUGAUCCAGGAGGGGGCGCUCUGCUGCACCACUGCUGCACACAGAGGCCGGCUGCUCCUCCAGACCCCCAGGAGUCAGAGACCAAACACCUCCAACACACCGCUUCGUUACCCAGCAUGCCUCUGUGUGAGCAGCCCCCCCUUCUGCCUGCCGUAGACGCCUCAGCUGCUCCUCCCCCUGGACUCAUCGCUCCUCUUAGCCCCCGCCUGGCUGAAGAGGAGGAGGAGGAGGAGGAGGAGGAGGAGGAGGAGGGCGCUUUAAAACAUGAAAUCAGUGAGCGUGUCCGUGUUACCGUCCAAUCCACGAUUAAAGCAGAGAAGAAAAAGGAAAGGAGGAAGGGGAAGCCUGAGCUGAACAAGCCCAGGGGGGGAGGAGUCAAGCCCAGAUCCAGUACCUCCACCCCCCAUCAGAAGAAGAGCAGAAGUAGGAAAGAUGAGAAGAAGACACCCAACCAAUCAGAGAAGAGGAGAAAAAUCGGAAUAAAGAACCGGCGUGUUGCAACGCGGCAGCCCUGCAGGAGUAGACGCAUCCAAAAAGGACGACCUGAAGCGCGAAUCAAGCGCACCAAAAGAUGGGGAGAGGCGGAGGGCGGAGUCAAAGCUGUGAGGAUAAAACCAGAGCCGAAGGAGAGGCCAAGGAGGAAGGCAGUAGGUCCUCCAAUCAGAUACCUGCUAGAGUAUGAGGAGAAGUCACAUGGCCUGUCAGCGGUCAAUCACAGCAAAGAUAAAGGAGAAAAGGUGGAGAAGGUGACGGAGGAGGAGGAGCCAGAGAGGAGAGGAGGGGAGGAGCCAGCAGAGAAGAGCGGUAGCAGAUUGGUGGAGCCCUCAGUGGGCGGAGCGAGGCAGCUCAGUCAGCUCAACCUGUCCGUCCACCGAGCAGGACGCCGAUUCAGCCGCAAGCCCGCUCUCCUUCUGCGUCGGCGCCAUCACUACAGAAACAGAGGCAGUCGUCAAGGUAACAAGGCAGCACCCACUGGUGUCCGAGGUGCUGAUGACAGGCUGGAGGAGGAGGUUCACACUAAAGUGAAGAAGGGGGAGGAGGUCAAAAUAAAGAGCAAAGUGAAAGAGAAGAAGACCCUCCCCCCAGCUCCCACCAAGGCUCCUGAUUGGACGAGGCACAGGCAGCGUGCUCACAGAAAUCCCAGCUGGUGGAUGGACUACUUAACCACAAAGAGGAAGCACAGCCCACCAAUCAGAUACCGGCUGGAGUCAGAGGAGCAGCCGCAUCAUCUGGUAACAGCCAAUCAGGAGAGAGCGGAGGAAGUUCAGUCGCUAACUCAUGUUGGAGGCGGGGCUAUGGAUGACACAGUGAUGAUUGGCAGGCCUAUGGACACAAAGACAACAGAGAAUCAAACAGUGCUGACCAAUCAGGAGGCAGCGAUCAAACCCAAACGUAGAGUAGGAAGACCAAGAAAGGUGGUGGUUGAUGAUGAGAUGAGGGGCGGGGCUUCAGAGACGACCGCUUUGAGUGAGGCUGAAGAGAAACAGACAGGUGAGGUUAAAACAAAGGAACUUGAAAAGACCACAGGGGAGAAGAAGCAGCCUGAAAAGGAGGAGGAGCCAAAAGGGCACCUGAAGAAGGAAAAGGAGGAGAAUCAGACAGAAGAGGGAAGAACGCGAACGCUGGCGUGGAGGCCGAGGAGGACGAUGGUUGGUCCACCAAUCAGAUACCUCCUGGAGUCAGAGGAGCAGCCACGUGGCCUGUUAACAGCCAAUCAGGAAAGAGCAGAGGGACCAGGAUCGCCAAGGAAACCAGAGACAAAGAUCAAAGGUGAGGGCGGGGCUUCAGAUGAGACAGCAGUGAUUGACAGGCCUAACCCUGAGCUGGGAACAACGGGGAAUGAUGGACAGAAAACUCUGACCAAUCAGGUCACAGAGAUCAGACCUAAAUGCAGAGUAGGACGACCGAGAAAGGUGGUGAUUGACAGUGUGACAGGGGGCGGGGCUUCGGAGAGCACCGAUCAGCCAAUUGAGAUGGUGGCGGAGCAGACGAAGAAGAGGCUUAGAGAGGAGGAGGAGGGGCAACACAGUGAGGAAGAGGUGCAGGAGCCCAGGAGGUCGAGGAGGACGAUGGUUGGUCCACCGAUCAGAUACCUGCUGGAGUCAGAGGAGCAGCCGCAUCGUCUGGUAACAGCCAAUCAGGAGAGAGCACAGGCAUCUCAGCUUAGUAGCAAACCACGGAAGAAGAGUGCAGCAGGAGGCGGGGCUUUGGAUGAUACAGUAAUGACUGACAGCCCUGGGGAUGCAGAACUGAAGCACAAUGAAGAGGAGAUUCGCUCUUACUUAGACUCCUCCCACCUGAUCUACGUCGACCCUCAGAGCAGACUGAUGACCGUCCUCUCUCCGUGCUGGGUCAGACUGCAGCGCCUCGUCUGAUUGGCUUAUGAGUGAAGGUGUAACACCAGACUGGCCUGGACUUUUGAAAUAUUCCGUUCUUUAGUGAUAUAAUAUUUAAAAAGUUAACGUUCAACAGCAGUUCUGACCUGGAGAGAAACAGGCGUAGGGCCGGCGUCCACGGCCAACGGUUUCUGCAGCGGCAGCAUUCACGGUUCAGUCUGGGUUUGGUAUGCUGCUGAAAAAUGAAAAUAGAGCCAUGAAUUUAUAGCCUCAUUCCAGGUCCCUUUGUUUGCUACUGUAAAGCUGACAGUGUCUGUCUAGUGUGAGAGCAGCCGUUAUAGUUGGGACAGGCUGUGGAGGAUUUGACUCUAAAGUCUGUGUAAAGGACUAACGUUUGUUUCUUAAGCUUUAAAGAGCGUUACAGGACUGAAACGUUAGAACUGUAUUUAUACGUCAGUGUUGAUAUCAGCUAAAAUAAAUGUGUAAAUAUUGGCACAGCCUCUUCAUGGCCUCAGAGGUUAAUAACGUUGGCGUCUGUUUCAGACAGAGCAGAGGAGAGAGACCUGGGCCCUGUUCUAGUUUUUAAGCCUGAGUGCCGUUUUAGUGACGAUGACAAAGAGGAGGAAGUUACUGUAAUGUAGACAGACGUGGAAAGAACAAUGCAACCAUUUGACAUCACCACCCAGAAUGCAAUGCACAGCAAUGACAGCCUUCAUGUGAAUAUGUUUUAAAUCUUCUCCAAAUGUAGAAAUCUAGAGUGUGGUUUUUGUUGUGCAGCAUAUAUAAAAGACAUUUUUGUUAGUGUAAGGUCAUUCAGUCUGAAUAUGCAAGCUUUCCUUUAGCAUUAAAUACACACGUAGACGCAUGCUGCUGUCCGCUCAGUAAACCACAGCACAGGUCUGGAGUUUCAGUGCAGAGAUGCUGCAGUGGACACGCGUUCUCAAACAUGCAUGUGUGCAGCUUCUCUGCUCUUUAUGCUCCUCUGUGAUAUAAACAUGACCGUCCAUCACACGUCUCACCACACAGACAAAGUUAUCAUAAUUUAAACUAAGAAAUGAUCUUUUUGGACAGAAUUCAGGACUGUGUUUGUGUUUUAUCACAUAUUUGUCAUAAAUCAGAGAAAUCUGACUGCUGAACUCUUACAUAGUGAUGAAAUGUGCUGACAGAAGGUUGUUUUAUUUAUUUUCAGUGUCAAAACAAAACAGAUUUUUAUGAUCCACGUUUUUAAAAAUACCAAAGGUUUAAAAUAAAAUUUGUACUAUUUCAUGCUGUGUCAGCAGUAGUCCAUCCUACACUGUAGAGUGAAGUAGCUCACUCUCAGACAACCGGACAGAUCUUUGACAUGUUUACAUUUUCUCUGCGCUUCCCUCAACAUUUUUAUUCAACGUUGUCCCACCAACCUAAACCAGGCCUAAACUGGGCCUAAACCGAGCCUAAACUGAGCCUAAACCAGGCCUAAACUGGGCCUAAACCGGGCCUAAACUGGGCCUAAACCAGGCCUAAACUGGGCCUAAACCGAGCCUAAACUGGGCCUAAACCAGGCCUAAACUGGGCCUAAACCGGACCUAAACUGGGCCUAAACCAGGCCUAAACUGGGCCUAAACCAGGCCUAAACUGGGCCUAAACCGAGCCUAAACUGGGCCUAAACCAGGCCUAAACUGGGCCUAAACCGAGCCUAAACUGGGCCUAAACCAGGCCUAAACUGGGCCUAAACCGGACCUAAACUGAGCC